AAGCGGCGCAGCCGCCGGGAGAUCCUGUUCCGCUCGGAGGCCCUCCCGGGGCUGCGGGGUCGGAUUGCGGCUGGGGCCGGAGGAACACGGGCAGUGGCAGACAUGGAGCAGCCUUGCAGCUGAGGCCCCGCCUUCCCCGCCUUGAGGUGGGGGGCCCACCAGGAUGAACAGACUGUCUAGGGAGCUGGCCCGUGACUUGGAACACAGCCUGCCGGCCGUGGCCUCCCUCGGCUCAUCACUGUCCCACUCCCAGGGCCUCUCCUCCCACUUCCUCCCGCCACUCCCAGAGAAGCGCCGGGCCAUCUCUGAUGUCCGCCGUACCUUCUGUCUCUUUGUCACCUUCGACCUGCUCUUCAUCUCCCUGCUCUGGAUCAUCGAGCUGAACACCAACACAGGCAUCCAGAAGAACCUGGAGCAGGAGAUCAUCCACUACAACUUUAAAACUUCCUUCUUUGACAUCUUUGUCUUGGCCUUCUUCCGCUUCUCGGGACUGCUCCUGGGCUACGCUGUGCUGCGGCUCCGGCACUGGUGGGUGAUUGCGGUCACCACACUGGUGUCCAGUGCAUUCCUCAUUGUCAAGGUUAUCCUCUCUGAGCUGCUCAGCAAAGGGGCAUUUGGCUACCUGCUCCCUAUCGUCUCUUUUGUUCUUGCCUGGUUGGAGACAUGGUUCCUUGACUUCAAAGUUCUACCACAGGAGGCCGAGGAGGAGCGAUGGUAUCUUGCUGCCCAGGCUGCCGUCGCCCGAGGACCCCUACUCUUCUCUGGCGCUCUGUCCGAGGGCCAGUUCUAUUCACCCCCAGAAUCCUUUGCAGGGUCUGACAAUGAAUCAGAUGAAGACCUUGGGAAGAAAAGCUUCUCUGCCCAGGAACGGGAGUAUAUCCAUCAGGGGAAGGAGGCCAUGGCAGUGGUGGACCAGAUUUUGGCCCAAGAGGAGAACUGGAAGUUUGAGAAGAACAAUGAAUAUGGGGACACUGUGUAUACCAUCGAGGUUCCCUUUCAUGGGAAGACAUUCAUCCUGAAGACCUUCCUGCCCUGCCCCGCGGAGCUGGUGUACCAGGAGGUGAUCCUGCAGCCCGAGCGGAUGGUGCUGUGGAACAAGACGGUGACUGCCUGCCAGAUCCUGCAGCGAGUAGAGGACAACACCCUCAUCUCCUACGAUGUCUCUUCGGGGGCCGCGGGCGGGGUGGUCUCCCCGAGGGACUUUGUGAACGUGCGGCGCAUCGAGCGGCGCAGAGACCGAUACCUCUCGUCGGGCAUCGCCACCACGCACUGCGCCAAGCCCCCCACACACAAAUAUGUGAGGGGAGAGAAUGGUCCUGGGGGCUUCAUCGUGCUCAAGUCGGCCAGUAACCCCCGAGUCUGCACCUUCAUCUGGAUCCUUAAUACAGAUCUCAAGGGCCGCCUGCCCCGGUACCUCAUCCACCAGAGCCUCGCGGCCACCAUGUUUGAAUUUGCCUUUCACCUGCGGCAGCGCAUCGGAGAGCUGGGGGCCCGGGCGUGACCAUGCUCCCUCGCCGCCACCCUGCAGGCCAGGGUCCUGUCGCCACAGCCUUCAGAGCCAGAGCGGGGCCAGUGGCACUUCCCACUGCCUGCAGGCCUCAGGCAGCAGGGAGGAAGAGGUUCCUCCUGCGGCAGCACCUUGGCCCUCCACCAUGCUUCGCUGCGCCUGGGAGCCACGGCCAUGAGCAGGUUGUGAGGUCUGGCAUCUGGACUCCAGGGCCUGCUGCCGAGACUAGUGGGGUCUGUUCUGCUGAUGUUUACACAGUGACUGUCCCUGCCUCCCGGCGGAAGAGAUCUGCUGUCCCCUACCUGGCCAGGGGCAGGAUCUGGAAUGGGAGCCUCAGACUUGGUGGGGGAGGGCCGCGGCCCUGAGCAGGACAGAGGUCAGGGCUUCCUUGGCGCCAGUGGUAAGGUGCAGGGGCCCCUUCAUCUGCCUGCUUUCCCACCAUGGAUUUUUAGGGUUAUUUAAAGGGUCUGGGACCUUUUUCCACAAAUGCACUUGUUGGGGAGUGGAUGGCAGGGAGGGGGAUGGGUGCUGGCAGUGAACCUCGGCCACUCCCAGUUUCUCUCCCUCCCCCAGGGUUCCAUGGGGACCUUUGUAAUUUGAGCCAAUUAUUAAAAACAAACAAAAA
Molecule: messenger RNA, 2132 nt
Organism: Hyaena hyaena (striped hyena)
Lineage: Eukaryota; Metazoa; Chordata; Mammalia; Carnivora; Hyaenidae
Gene: STARD3
Product: StAR related lipid transfer domain containing 3
Exons: 15
Coding region: 164-1501 (445 amino acids)
Cellular component (GO): late endosome
Molecular function (GO): cholesterol binding; cholesterol transfer activity
Source: RefSeq, a predicted model, not a curated record